Euleptes europaea (tarantolino) is the source of this 2637-nucleotide messenger RNA. RefSeq names its product vomeronasal type-2 receptor 26-like. Gene Ontology annotation, molecular function: G protein-coupled receptor activity. Gene Ontology annotation, cellular component: membrane. The record is from RefSeq and is a predicted model, not a curated record. The transcript has 7 exons. Lineage: Eukaryota; Metazoa; Chordata; Lepidosauria; Squamata; Sphaerodactylidae. Gene Ontology annotation, biological process: G protein-coupled receptor signaling pathway. Bases 1 to 2637 code for a protein of 878 amino acids.
AUGUGGGUGUUAGUGGUGUGGCUAUUUAUGCUGCAGCCUCACAUUAUGUGCGAGGCUCACGUUGUUCGGUGUGGGAUCCGAGAUCCCCAGCCUACAGUGUUUGACUAUUAUCAGUCAGGAGAUCACUUCAUUGGUGGCAUUGCUACUCAGUCUUACAUCCUCGCAAGCUCGACGGAGUUCCAUCAACCCCCCUCUCAGGAAAAGAAUGAAGAACGCCUUCUUGUGACAAAGAAUUAUCAGCAUGUCUUGGCCUUGGUAUUCGCUAUAAAGGAGAUCAAUGAAAAUCCCAAGAUUUUGCCCAAUAUCACUCUGGGAUUCCAUAUCUAUGACAGCUGCUUCUAUGCCAGUAGGAUUUAUCAAGUCACACUGCAGCUCAUUUCUACAAGGAGAAGAUCUAUUCCUAACUACAAAUGUGAUAUCCAGGACAAUCUAAUUGCAGUCAUUGGGGGAUGUCGCUCUGAAACCUCCUCUAAGAUAGCAAAUGUUUUGGGCAUCUACAACAUUCCACAGCUUGUGUAUGGAUUUGCUUCAGGGAUGACUGAUAAAACACAUGGAUUUUCCAUCUAUGGGAUAGUCCCAAAGGAAGCCCUCCAGUACCUAGGGAUAGUCCAGUUGCUUCUUCAUUUCAAUUGGAUGUGGACGGGGUUCAUUGCUGACAAUAAUGAAAAUGCAGAAAGAUUUGUGCGUAAAAUGCUUUUAGUGUUUCUCCAGAGGGGGAUCUGCCUUGCCUUCAUGCAGAUAUAUCCUGACUUAGGGUUUGAAAGUGCUGUUGUAGAUAUGGUCAAAUGGAUGGAAGAAACAUAUGAGAAAGUCAUGAACAGUGCAGCCAACGCAGUAAUAUUUUAUGGAGAGUCUGGCUCAAUGAUAGUUUUGAGAAAUUUGCUCUGUGUGCCAGAAAUGGAAGAAACAGUCCCAAAGCCAAAAUGUAAGGUGUGGAUUCUGACAGCUCAAAUAGAUUUGAUAUUAUCUGACUACCAGAGAAGUUUGGAUAUACAAUUCAUCCAUGGAGCCCUGUCCUUUGCAAUUCAUUCCAGUGAACCGCAAGGGUUUGAAGAAUUUGUUGGGAGCAGAAACCCACUGAAAGCUAAAGAAGAUGGUUUUAUCAAGGACUUCUGGAGAUACAACUUUGACUGUGAAUUUCUCAACGAAGUUCCGGGUGAGGGGAAGGGGUAUAUUUGCACUGGGGCAGAGAAGUUGGAGCGCCUUCCUGGGGCUUUUUUUGAAAUGAGGAUGACAGGAUAUAGCUACAACAUCUACAAUGCUGUCCAUGCUGUGGCCCAUGCAGUACAUGCUAUGUAUCUGUUCAAAUCCAAAAGCGAAUCAGUGAUUUCAGGAGAGAAAAGGAACCAUCUAUAUCUGCAGCCCUGGCAGCUGUGGCAACUCCAUCCGUUUCUGAAACGCGUCUCCUUUAACAACAGUGCUGGAGACAAGGUUUCCUUUGAUGAGAAUGGGGAAUUAGAAGGAGGAUUUGAUGUUAUCAACUGGGUCACCUUCCCAAACCAAUCUUUUGUUAGAGUGAAAAUUGGCAAAAUGGAAUUCUGGGCUCCUCCAGACCAAGUGCUCACCAUCACUGAUGAAGCCAUUGUGUGGCACAAAGGAUGUAACCAGGUACAGCCCCUUUCUAUGUGCAACGAAAAAUGCCAUCCUGGCUACAGAAAGAAAAUAAAGGAAGGGGAACCAUUCUGCUGCUAUGAUUGUAUCCCAUGCCCAGAAGGGAAGAUAUCAGACAAAGGUGACAUGGCCGACUGCUUUCAGUGCCCAGAGGACUGUUAUCCUAAUGCGGACCAGAGUUUCUGUUUUCAAAAAGUUGUAAGCUUCCUCUCCUGCGAAGAAAGUUUAGGUGUCAGUUUAGCCGUUGGUGCUCUUUCAUUUUCUUUCAUCACAGUGCUGGUAUUAGGAACAUUUGUGAAGCACCACGAGACUCCCAUCGUCAAAGCCAACAACCGGAGCCUCACCUACACUCUUCUCAUCUCCCUCCUGCUUUGCUUCCUUUGUGCUUUGCUAUUCAUCGGCCCACCAGGGGAUGUGAUAUGUCUCCUCCGACAAACCUCCUUUGGCAUCAUCUUCUCGAUCGCUGUUUCUUCUCUGCUGGCAAAAACCAUCACUGUGGUUCUGGCUUUCAUGUCUACCAAGCCAGGAAGUAAUCUGAGAAAGUGGGUGGGGAAAAGACUGGCCAACUCCAUUGUUGUUUUCUGUUCUCUUAUUCAAGUAGGCCUCUGUACAGUGUGGCUGGUAAUCUCUCCCCCAUUCCCAGAAACUGAUAUGCAUUCAGUGACUGAAGAAAUUAUACUGGAAUGUAAUGAGGCAUCACCUACCAUGUUUUACUCAGUCCUGGGCUACAUGGGCUUCCUGGCCAUUGUUAGCUUCACUGUAGCUAUUCUUGCCAGGAAAUUGCCUGACAGUUUUAAUGAAGCCAAAUGUAUCACUUUCAGUAUGUUGGUCUUUUGUAGUGUUUGGCUGUGCUUUGUUCCAACCUACUUGAGCACAAAAGGGAAAUACAUGGUAGCUGUGGAGAUCUUCUCUAUCUUAGCAUCCAGUGCUGGGCUACUGAGCUGCAUCUUUGUUCCUAAAUUAUACAUCAUUGUUUUGAGACCUGAGCUCAACAUCAAGGAACAGCUAAUAAGCAGAAAAGCUUGA